Messenger RNA from Aplosporella prunicola CBS 121167, 1037 nucleotides. RefSeq lists its product as uncharacterized. The coding region runs from base 92 to 625 and encodes 177 amino acids. The transcript has a single exon. Lineage: Eukaryota; Fungi; Ascomycota; Dothideomycetes; Botryosphaeriales; Aplosporellaceae. The record is from RefSeq and is a predicted model, not a curated record.
CUCCGGCUUUUUCCUUGAUGAAUAGGGGUCGGAAAGUCGCACGGACUGCACCAAACGUCCCUUAACGGAAAUACUCUCCUCUCUACGUCCGAUGACAAGGGCCCUUUCACGCACGUCCACCCCCAGAAGCGACUUAGCUUCCUCCGGCUCCGCCCCGCUACUUUACACAGGUAGCGGCGGUUCGUUACGAUUUUCCUUUUUUUCAACACCACCACCUCAUUUCCUGCCUGUUGGACAAGCCUCGCUUGCCCGGUCUGCAGGCGAGGCUCGCGGCGUUGGCCGCGGCUGCGUGUCGUCCGAGGCUGUUGUUGCUGUGCUUGCAAUGUAUGUCUGGCGUCUGGCGUCCGGCGUUGAUCAGUGUAGAGACAGGGCGGCGGCGACGCGGCAUGGCGGAGACGAUCUGCUUUCCGCCUCACUCAAUUUUCUCGGGCCCCUGGCACACACAUGUUGGCGUUCAUCAUCGCCAUACUCGGACGUUCCAUCAUUUUUUAUAUGUGCAUAUCAAAUCAGUUUUUUGUCUUGUUUUUUGUCCUGCAAUGUAUAUCCAAUCAAUGACGACCAACAAAACAAAGAGAGCAGCGCUUUCCCGUUUUUCUUUACUCUUUUCCUUUUUGAUUAUUUUUAGUCUUACGAUUUUUUUGUUGCCUGCAGCAGUCUGCAGAGGAUCGUGACAUGGAUUCGGCAUGGGGCGGCGCGGAUUAUCGCCUUCAUCAUUGGGAUCAUCGCUAUAGCACCGUUUGUACUACAAGCAUGGGUGGGCCGGCUCCAUUGCAUUAUACAUCACGUACAUAUUGCACGCACAUGGCUAGCGGAUAUUGUAUCAUAUCAUGGCACACAAUGGGCCCAGGGAAUCGGUAAGUUAGAUAGGUUAGGGAUGUACUUUUCCGGACCGCAAUGGCUGGGCUGGGCUGGAUGGGGCUUGGCGGGUUGUAUGUAUGUAUGUAUGUAUUGUAUGUACAGGCGUCCGUGCAGCGCAAUAUAGAGCAGAUCUCUCCCUAGCCUAGGUGCCUCUCUCUCUCGCUCUCUCGCGUGCCUCU